Mastomys coucha (southern multimammate mouse) is the source of this 786-nucleotide messenger RNA. RefSeq names its product stratifin (gene Sfn). Gene Ontology annotation, molecular function: protein kinase binding. The transcript has a single exon. Gene Ontology annotation, biological process: signal transduction. Gene Ontology annotation, cellular component: cytoplasm. The coding region runs from base 38 to 322 and encodes 94 amino acids. The record is from RefSeq and is a predicted model, not a curated record. NCBI's taxonomy places the organism in Eukaryota, Metazoa, Chordata, Mammalia, Rodentia, Muridae.
CAUCAUCGAUAAUGCCCGGUCAGCCUACCAGGAGGCCAUGGACAUCAGCAAGAAGGAGAUGCCGCCCACCAACCCCAUCCGCCUGGGCCUGGCCCUGAACUUUUCCGUCUUCCACUACGAGAUAGCCAACAGCCCCGAAGAGGCCAUCUCACUGGCCAAGACCACCUUCGACGAGGCCAUGGCCGAUCUGCACACCCUCAGCGAGGACUCCUACAAGGACAGCACCCUCAUCAUGCAGCUCCUGAGAGACAACCUGACGCUGUGGACAGCCGACAAUGCUGGGGAAGAGGGCGGUGAGGCUCCGGAGGAGCCCCAGAGCUGAAGCAGCCUACGAGCUCCCUGGCCCGCCUUGCCCUCCAGUCCCCAGCCUGCAGAGAGGACUAAAACGGAGUGGGACUCUGCCCUUCCCACCCCCGACUGUGCAGCCACACCUUGGAAGGGGGUACAGCCAAGCCGAGGCCACCAGGGCUGGGGAUCCCAUUCUUCGUGUAGCUAUCUGGUGGGUGUUCCCAACCCAGCCCACCCCUGCUCUCUGCACGCUCCCCCCUUCCUCCCACCACUCCUGAACCUGUCCUUCCCCCGGACCUCCCUCGGGCACCUGUUGCUUCUGGAUCCUAGGAAUCUAGGAGGCUCCCCACCCCUGUGGCUGUGAACUGGACUGUGGCAAGGGCUGGGUGUGUGUGUGUGAGAGAGAGACUGACUGUGUGAGUGAGUGAAUGAGAGGGGACACGUGUUUGCUGGGUGUGACCACGCUACCACUCAAUAAAGUUGACCUGUGACACUCGA